Molecule: messenger RNA, 2152 nt
Organism: Truncatella angustata
Lineage: Eukaryota; Fungi; Ascomycota; Sordariomycetes; Amphisphaeriales; Sporocadaceae
Exons: 2
Coding region: 139-1848 (569 amino acids)
Biological process (GO): regulation of transcription by RNA polymerase II
Cellular component (GO): nucleus
Molecular function (GO): RNA polymerase II cis-regulatory region sequence-specific DNA binding; DNA-binding transcription factor activity, RNA polymerase II-specific
Source: RefSeq, a predicted model, not a curated record
UUAGUUUCCUGCAGUCAAGUUAAGCUUCACAUUCUACGACUCGCUGGUUCUUCGUCUUAUGCUGGGGGGGAGUAUCAACGUUUCCUUGAGUCACUCAAUAUUCGCUCUCCUGAGACUCUCUACCUUAUCAUUGCCGGGAUGCAGAUGCCAUUCUGCGACGGCUUGCCCGUUAGCUACCCUUGUUCAGCUUCUCCUGACAGCAACCCACGACAGACUUGCACGACACAAUCAACACCCGGCUGCGGAGGCCAUCCCAAUCCCGAGGGUUAUUACACUCCCUCGCCGUCUUUGGUCUCUGCUGAAACAUUUCAUGCGGCUCAUCAUCAAACCACACACUUUCCACCUAUCUUAGCCACAGCCAUUCAAGCAUACCCUUUAUCACAGAUUCGUUCGGCGGGCUCAGCGCAGGUCAUGUGGCCUACACCACCAGCUACCACUUACGAGGACUUCGAGGACUAUACCUACCAGCAUUCUCCAACUAGCAGGCCUUUGAGUGUUCAUCCUGACACGCCCUCUAUCAGUUCCUCUGUCAACAGUCCUCGAAGCUGGUCAUCGCCAGACGCACAGCAGCUGAGUUAUAAUCAGGCAGUUUGGAGAAGCCAGGAAUCUACUCCUCCCUAUAGCAUGCAAUUCAGCAUCCAUGUGAACACGGAUGAUCGCUUCCAUCAGCAAUUGGCCCCUUCUCCCUAUGCAAGUAGUCUCCUAGCAACCAACAUGGAGCAUAAUGCCAUGUCACCAGAGGCACCCGGUAUGAUCACAGACAUUGUAGAUUCUGCCAUGUCUAAUCGUAGUGUAUCACCGGUGCCAAACAACGGGCUCAGCAAUGACUACACCUUUGAUGACGAGGAAACAAGCUUCGCCCCUGGUCGGGGAGAUAACGGCUCAGACGAAGAAGAAGCCAAGAGGGAAGACGAGCCAUAUGCGCAACUCAUUUACAAGGCUUUUAUGAGCCGAGAGGACCAUGCUAUGACACUGCAAGAAAUCUACCAGUGGUUCCGCGAGAACACAGACAAGGCGAACUCGGAGAACAAGGGCUGGCAAAACAGUAUCAGGCACAAUCUAAGCAUGAAUGGGGCAUUCGUUAAGCGUGAGAGGCUACCUGAAGCUGGUGGCCCAGUGACAGACAAUGGGGAGCCGAAGAAGACGAGCGAAUGGCUGCUACAAGGGUGGGCAGUCACAGAAGGAGUGCAAAGCACUACUCGAUAUCGUAAGAGCAACCCGAGCCGCCGAGGCGGCUCGAACUCGCAACGCCUUCCUGGUAAUCACCAUCCAUCAGCACGAGCUUCAUCUGGACGCAAAGGUGGCAAUGCCGCCAGUAGAACCAGGUCAGCGGCCAGUCGUACUGCUUUACGCAGGCAGCAAUAUUGUGAUUUGGCACACUCAAUCAGAACCAAAAAUACAUUGGCACCAGAGGGGUUCAUUGGUCGGCAGUACGUUGGACCGCAAAGCAUGAAUUUUACUCACUCGAUGGAGGGCAAUCCGGUCACGCCUCCAGAGGUUCCUGUUGGCGCUAUCUUAUUCGAGGACACGAUGCAUGGACAUCAAGUACUCCAGUCUGGCACUGCUCAGGGUUACUACUUCGAACCUACCCAGCCUCAACACAGGCAUAUCCGUCAACCGCACCCGCAGUCCCACCCAGGCCCCAACGCUUUCAAGCUAGAAGAUAUCACAAGCGUUUAUCAGCCGCCGCCAGUCGCUCAGGCAUCUGAUCCCAAUGAUCCAUCGCAACUUACAGCACAUCUUCCUACAGCCUUCAGCCAACUAUUCACGGACGAUGUCGGAGACAACCCCGCUCGUAUCAGCAACAUGGGUUAUGGUUGGAAUGACGGCAGUCACUACCAAUUGUAACUCUGAUAUGGAUGGAAUACAUACAAACCCCUCUAUAUCGCUGCACAGUGGAGGGGCACCAUUCCAAAUGGGAACUGGAUAGACGGUACCUUGACCCAAAAUCAUGCGAGCCAGGGAGGCCGCCAUAUUGAUCAUCCAAAAAUUACUUCACGGGCGCUGAAAUUGCCAAACAGCGAUAGAAUAAUAAGACUAGACCAUUCGUUCCUCCACCUGAUUCCAUAUUUCUUGUCAUCUCAUUCGAUAUCUACCAGAUUCUAAGGUAGCAUGGUCGCAACUCCGGACGAACUGACGUCAAAGCAAGGAG